Molecule: messenger RNA, 1140 nt
Organism: Trichoderma asperellum CBS 433.97
Lineage: Eukaryota; Fungi; Ascomycota; Sordariomycetes; Hypocreales; Hypocreaceae
Source: RefSeq, a predicted model, not a curated record
AUGGUCAACUUCUCUCAACUUCCCUACGAACUGCGCGAAAAGAUAUGGCUCGACACCAUAGAGCCCCGGCUUGUUGGUCUCAUCCCUCGCCGGGUUGGAAGAGGUCUUUGGAGUGUAAAAUGCACCGUUCGCCCUCCCGUUGCCAUGCAUAUCAACCGAGAAGCUCGUGCCAUCAUGAACAAGCAUUACCAGUACCUGGAAGCCCGCACUGUUUUGAAUCACAAGUUGGUCUCAUGGCCUUAUGAAAUAUGGCCCAUUGUCCUGGAUUCCUCGCCGUGUAUCCUAUUCAACUUUGACAUUGACACCCUUCAUUUUGCGGAUACGACUCCUCCUGAUAAGCCUCUGCCGGAUACCGAAGCGCAGAGAGAGAAACCGAAAAUCCCUACAAAUGCCAUGGAUCUGCUUAUCCUUAAAGAAUCCAUGAGAGUGUUCGAAGGACCGGGAUUCCGUGGAAUGAUUGAUGCAUCCUCGCGCAUCCAGGACUGGCCAUAUCUUCUAGAAGCCAAGGACAUUAGCCUUGAUUACAUCUAUGGUGGAGAUCCUGGGUUACUCAACUGGACGCGCAUCCGCUAUGUCCGAUUCGACUUCAACAUGUUCCUAUCAGAUCUCGCGAUCUGGUGGGGAAUCAUGCAUCCUUUUGUGAAAUGGAUGCAGCAGGCUGCUACACGUGUCGAGGUCUCAAGUGACCCGAUCAGGAGCUGCGAUCUCGUCAUGGUGAGCGGCAGAGGAGACAAGAGGAAGCUAGAGAGAACGCUACGACUUGCUCUUCGGCCAGAGAAGGAAUCCGAUGCAGACUAUCAAUCAUUAUCUCCUAUUGAGCAGCUAGAGCAGUACGGUGCGGUGGUGUUUGAAGAGGUUCUACCUACGCCUGAGAGUAAGGCCAUUCUUUACGAGGUUGUCGAUCCCCUCAUUGGAAAUGAGGCAAUCUCCAAAUGGAAACAGUUUUCGAUUAAUCAAAGAGUUUCAAGGCCACCAAAUCCCGUGGUUCUUCCCAGAGCAACAGCAUUUGGAGUAGAUAUGGAAGUGUUGUGGCAGAUGGCGAAACUUAGAAGGGGCUUGGUUCAUGGCGAGAUGUCCCCAGUUCAUGGAUUGUGUCUUGCAGACUAUGGAAUAGACGGCGGGUUCCGUGGCAGGACUUGA